Messenger RNA from Tachysurus vachellii, 4337 nucleotides. RefSeq names its product kinesin family member C3 (gene kifc3). The transcript has 22 exons. Bases 479 to 3502 code for a protein of 1007 amino acids. The record is from RefSeq and is a predicted model, not a curated record. Gene Ontology annotation, biological process: microtubule-based movement. NCBI's taxonomy places the organism in Eukaryota, Metazoa, Chordata, Actinopteri, Siluriformes, Bagridae. Gene Ontology annotation, molecular function: microtubule motor activity; microtubule binding; ATP binding.
GCAGUGCAACCUGCCUGAGACAGUCACAUUAGGUACACAAGGACAGAGGAUUAUCUGGAUUCUAAAUGAGCAUUAGGAGCAGCUCUUUUCUGAUGUCACACUGUACCGUCAGUGAGAGCUUAAAGGCUAUGUGGUUGUUAAAACCUAGAGGCUGGGUUUACAGUUGGAGACAGGGGACAUAUUGUGAAUGUAUUGCAGAAGUGAACUUUGUCUUUGGACUGAACAAUAGAGAAGAACUUCAUUAGACAUUGAUCUCUGUAGCAGCAAGGUGUUGCUCAUGUUUCACUCCAUGCUUUCUGACUGAACAUCAAGGUCGCCAGCGCAACAGCUGAUAUCACGGACAGCUGUAACACGCACCAGAAGAUAGCAUUACAGUCUCCCUCUGGAGAAGAAACAGGUUGAAUUUCCCCCAGAGGACUCCGUGUGCAACUGGGUGUUACAGAAAUCCUAAAAGUGCUUUGUGCUACUCACUGAGAUCAUGUACGUGCUGUGCCCACUACUGCUGCUGUCCAUCUACAGCCUGCUGAAAAGACAGAAAGCUGUGCAGCUUCCUGAAGGCAAGGCAGCAGAGUUCACAGAGAAACCGAGCAAAAAUUUGCCCUAUACACAGUGCAGGAAAACGGGAAAUCCUGUCAGGGUCAAAAACCAAGACCAGCACACAUCAUGCACCACCAACCAGCUGGAGGUACCUGAGUGCAGCAAGAGAGCCCAGCGGUACGCUCUGCUUGGCCCAGCGGUCAUGUUUGGCACACGAAAGACGUGGGACCUUGGCCACGCCCCCUGCCUUCAGGAGCUCUGGAACACCGACCUCUCAUUGGACGCAAGCUCAGUGGAUUUCCUGAUCAGCGAUGGUGAGGAGGAGAGUUCCUUCCUGACACUGCCCAACUCAGUCCUCCAACGCCGCCGUUUGACCUCGGACCUCCCCGAUCCCAGCCUCUCUGACCAGCAGCUGCUUAUACAGGCGCUCCAAGAAAAAGUGUGCAAAUUCCAAGCUCGUUUACGUAGCGAAGACGCCACUGAUAGACGGCUUCUACAGCGAACACGCACACCACAAAUUAAUCAAGACCAACAGAACAAAACAGACACAAACCAAGAGCAUCCACUCACCAGUCAAGAGAUUCUUGAACAGGACAGCCAGCUCAGCCAAGCUGGCUUCAAGACAAAAGUAAGGCAACUCGGUGCAGAAUCCCCACGUCCUCAGGAUUAUCCUGACAUUGCUGCAGAAAGGAAAGUUCCUUGGCAUAAAGAAGAGGUGCAUCAGCUUGCUCUCAUCACAGGGCUACACACACAGAUUGAGGAGCUGGAGAAGAAACUGGUGGACCGGACUCAGGAGGUGGAGAGACUGCGCUCUGAGCUGGGGGCGACAGACCUGGAGAAGCAGCUGGAGCUCCUAGAGAGCGAGAAUCAGCGGCUCAGACAGGAGCUUAAGUCCGGCAGCAUCCAUGAGCCUGCAUAUACCUGCUCCACCUCCACCUGCCCUCACAGCCAGGAGACAGCGGCCCUACGCGGGGCACUCUCCAUAUGUGAGGAGCGCUGUAAGGAGUAUGAGCGACACAUGGCCAAGCUUGAGCAUCAGCUUGGGGAGCGAGCGUGCACAGUGGACGAGCUCCGCAACCAACUGGCGGAGGCAUUAAAGAGCCGAGAAAAGCUUCAGGAGCAUCUCUCACACACAGAGGAAAUACUGCGACAGCACAGUGCAGCAGCACCAUCUCAGGCAGCAGAGGCUGAGUCGUAUCAGUGGAAACAGGCUCUAAUGGAGGCACAGACACGUAACCAGGCUCUCCAGGAGCAGCUGGGUGUCCAGCGACAGCUCCUCCGAGAACUUGAACAGAAGCUGCGAGACAGCCAGAGAACCAACAGCGAGCUACGCCAGCAGAUCCUGGCAUAUGAGGGUGAGAUGGAGCGAACUCGCAGCCAGCUUGCGUCUGAGAUUCAGAAUCUUGAGGAGGAGAAGAACAGAGUCGUAGAGGAGGCGUUUAUCAGAGCCGAGAGCGAAAUGAAAGCUGUGCAUGAAAACCUUGCCGGUGUAAGAAUGAAUUUGCUGACACUGCAGCCUGCUCUGAGAACUCUUACAUGUGACUACAACUGUCUGAAGAGGCAGGUCCUGGACUUCCCCUACAUGCUGCAGAAGGCUAUUGCUGAGGCUAAACAGGAGAUUUGCCACAUGAUUGCAGAGGUGAGCAAUACCAACCAGGAGCUGCUACGCAAAUACAAGAGAGAAAUGAACCUGAGAAAGAAGUGCCACAACGAACUGGUUCGCCUCAAAGGAAACAUUCGCGUGUUCUGUCGCGUGCGUCCCAUCUGCAAGGAGGAAGUGGAGGCUGACAGCAAGAGUGUGGUGACCUUUGACUCUGACGAUGACGCAGUGCUCUACCUUUCCAACAAGGGCAAGCUUAUGGCCUUUGACAUGGACAAGGUCUUCACACCUCAGGCCACGCAAGCAGAGGUGUUUCAGGAAGUGCAGUCUCUUGUCACAUCCUGCAUAGACGGCUAUAAUGUGUGCAUCUUCGCUUAUGGGCAGACUGGUUCAGGAAAAACCUACAGCAUGGAGGGUAUUCCUGAGGACCCAGGCAUUAACCAGCGAGCUCUGCAUCUGCUUUUCUCUGAGGUUUCUGAGAAAAUGCCUGACUGGCGCUACACCAUCACUGUCAGCAUGGUGGAGAUUUACAACGAGACACUGAGGAAUCUAUUAGGUGAAAACCCCAGUGAGAAGCUGGACAUUAAGAUGUGUCCUGAUGGUAGCGGUCAGCUGUAUGUGCCUGGUCUUACUGAGAUCACUGUGAAGAGUGUGGAGGAUAUUAAUAAGGUUUUUGAUCUGGGUCACAUGAACAGGGCAACAGCAUGUACCAACCUGAAUGAGCACAGCUCUCGCUCUCAUGCUCUCCUCAUCAUUACCGUGGUCGGCUUCAACUCCUCCACAGGACACCGCACCUCAGGCAAGCUGAAUCUUGUUGAUCUGGCUGGUUCAGAAAGAAUAUCUAAAUCUGGCGCUGAGGGAAGUCGCCUGCGUGAGGCUCAGUGCAUCAACAAGUCGCUUUCUGCGCUGGGUGACGUCAUCAAUGCGCUGCGCUCACGCCAUUCACACGUCCCUUUCAGAAACUCACGGCUCACGUACCUUCUACAGGACUCGCUUAGCGGAGACAGCAAGACACUAAUGCUUGUACAGGUGUCUCCUGUAGAAAGCAAUAUCAUUGAGUCCGUGUGCUCUCUGAAGUUUGCCCAGCGUGUUCGCACAGUUGAGCUUGGACCGGCCUCCUCUUCACGAAGGCAUACCGAGAACUCUUCAACGUCCUCCUCGCCUACCCACGACAGCGUGGAGUUGGACUCUCCACCCAUAACUCCUGUGCUCUUACCCAUCUCCCGGGCAAGCAGCGUGGGCUCCUCUCUCUCCUCUAUCUCCAGAGUCUCCAGCACACGGAGAAGAUCCCAGAGCCAGCAAGCUCCAGACAGACUGGUAGACAGAGGCAGUCCAUUGCUUGGGGACAGUGGGCAGGACGAAUGAAGCUUGCCACAUAGGACGAAGCGAGCGUGCUGAGAAAAUGCUUUUCAGUACGCUCUAGCCAGAGUUUAUUUUCCACACCGGGGACAGGGACAAACCAAACUGGCAAAUCAGGGAUAUGUACAACAUUUCUGUGAGAGACUUGACUUCUUGUUGCUGACUGAAGAAUCUGACGUCAUCCUACGAGCUCUGCGCUGUCUCCGGGGAACGUGUACACUUCCUGCCUCACGUCUCAGUGUUCGUGGACGUCUAUGCACUUUAGAACAUGCUGAUCUGAUUAUUCAUGGUGUUAAUAACCCGGUCAAGUUUAAGACUAUCACUUGACUGGAGUUGAUCUUUAAAUAUGUGCUCUGUCUCUUAUCUGAGAGAAAAAUGCUAGUGUAUUCUUUUUUUUUUAUUCCACAAUGCAUCCUUUUUAUUCAAAGCCUAAGAACAAAAUCAAAGUUCCAAAAACGUGUAGCAGACGCAGUAAGCAAUAACCUGAGGCUGAGUUUAGCUGGUCUCCGUUAGUGACAAAGCUCUUAUUUAGUAUUCUGUAUAUUUGGUAUCCUGAAGGCAGCAUAUUGAAGUCUUCCUGAUUUAAGCAUGUAUACUUUCAAUUUUGUCAUCAGCAGAGGAUUUUUUUCAUGCCAUACUGCUGUGAAUAGGAAUGCUUUGAAUUUUCACCCACAGUCAGAACUGCAUUUCCACUGGACAAACUCUUUCAUCUGAAACAGACAAUCGAGAGAAAACAGAUACUGCUGACUGUGGGGUUUUGCUAGCUUCGGUCCAUUUAUAGCAUAGCUUUGUAUGCAUCAUUUUUUUUUGUACACUUUUUAAUAAAUGCCUUAAACAUGAA